This is a messenger RNA of Spodoptera exigua (beet armyworm), 1089 nucleotides long. The record is from the annotation of a GenBank genome assembly. NCBI's taxonomy places the organism in Eukaryota, Metazoa, Arthropoda, Insecta, Lepidoptera, Noctuidae.
AUGGGGGAUAGGGCGGAAUUGGGCCUCCGGUACAUUAUAAUAUCUUUAGCAGCUUUGUCUUCCAUUAAAGCUAGCCCAGCAGAUAAUAAAAGAAAUUUGACCUUCGCAGCCACAGUACUAUUUUACUGCGACUUAAACGGGGACAAACUUGUAGCUGCUGGUAAGGUUAAUAAAGCAAUAGAAGAUAUAAUACGGGAAUACAUACAAACAAACAUAAAAGAUGUGCCAGUUGAAGUCAUGCCUAUAUACGAAGAGAUAUCUGAAGUCCCACCUGUAGAGGAACUUAACAAAUUAAUAGAUGAGAAAUAUAAACAAUUCUACGUGACGUACGUUCCACUGAGAGUGAUUUUAAAGAUCUCUCUAGGUUUAUUGAAGUUGCCAAGGUUGCGGGGUAAGCGCAUAAUGUACCAUGGUCUCAGACUGGAACAGGAGAAGGAACUGGGUGGCUUAAACUACCCUUUAAUUUUCUUUGCUGUUUUGUCAUGUGUAUCAGCUACCCCGACAAGGGAUGACGAAAGCAAAGAAAAGUAUGUACUAGCUACUGUAUUAUUCUACUGCAAUGAGAAAGGGGAUAAAAUAGUUGCCGCUGGAGAAGUACCAAAAAAAGUGAAUAUGAUAAUUAAGAAGGACGUAGAACGUAUAUACAAUAACAAAAAUACAAAAAUAGUUCCGAUUUACCGAAAGUAUUCCGAUGUCCCGAAAAUAAAUGAAGUUUAUAAUGAAAUUAGAAAUAAACAUGACAAAGUAUUUACUUCAUCAUUACCAGAAGGGCUUUCGUCAAGGUUGGUAGAGAAAAAAUCGAAACUCUUUGAGAAAAAUGGGAAGGUAUCUGGUAUACAGCGUUUCAAAAGAGAAUUCGUCAAGAACAAAAGCGACCUUCUUGAUAAAGAUAUUGAGUCUAACGUUGUACCAACAACAAGUCAGGACUAUAGGAAAUCAUUGUCUGUUUAUAUGAAAGCAGGCAGUCCUGAUGUGGAGGGAUUUGUACCAAACACAGUUUACUACGCAGCUCAGCUAAAAUACCGUACUAACGAUAAAAUUAUUAAAACUUUAAAGGCGAUGUUGAAUGAACCUAAGAAAAAAAUAUAG